Molecule: messenger RNA, 1644 nt
Organism: Archocentrus centrarchus (flier cichlid)
Lineage: Eukaryota; Metazoa; Chordata; Actinopteri; Cichliformes; Cichlidae
Product: carcinoembryonic antigen-related cell adhesion molecule 5-like
Exons: 8
Coding region: 91-1644 (517 amino acids)
Source: RefSeq, a predicted model, not a curated record
AGUUUCAUUCACCGUAAUGAAUCAGUGACAUAUGACGGUGAGGUUGGUAGUUGAACAUCCCUAACUGCACACCUCCCGGAGUUUUAAUUAAUGGCUCUGUUACCGCAGCUUGUUUUCGUUUUCUUGGCUUUUACAGGUUUGACUGAAGGAGCUGGUUUGUUGCCUGAUGGUCCUCUGUAUGCAACUGUAGGAGAGUCGGUGAUGUUCACUACAACACUGACAGCAGAAACACCAUUUUCAGUUGUGAUCUGGUCGUUCAAUAAUUCUAAGACUAUAAUAACCUCAACUUCUUCAAAUGUAACUGACCCAGAUUAUGAAGGCAGGAUCACCCUCUUCCCAUCUUCUGGAUCUUUGGAGCUCAGGGAUCUGGCUCUUUCUGACACUGGACCAUAUUCAGUUAACAUUAUAUCAGAUGGGGGGCUCGCAAAGGCUGGAAGUACUACUCUAAUGAUAUAUGAGAAAGUCUCCAGUGUGUUGGUAACUUCCAGCAGCACAGACUUGGUUGAGUUCAACAGUUCUGUCACUCUGUCCUGCUCCUCCUCUGGAUCCCCCACCUCUUUCCUCUGGUUAAAUGGCAGCUCUGAGGUUUCAGCAAGUGACAGAGUUCAGCUCACUGAUGGCGGCUCCAGAUUGACUAUCAUCAAUGUGAUCCGUUUUGACCAGGGACCAUUCAGGUGCCGUGUGUCCAAUCCUGUCAGCAGUGGCACCAGUGAUCCAAUAACCCUCUCCAUCAGCUAUGGCCCAGAAAAUAUAAAUUUGAUCUUAUCUUCACCACAAGAAUACGUUGCAGUCGGGUCAAACAUCAGCCUCAGUUGCUCAGUUGGAUCCAGUCCUCCUGCCCAGUUUAAGUGGUUUCUGAAUGGAGAUCAGCUGCCUGAUACUGGAUCAGAGCUCAGACUGAUGAACAUCCAGAUGAAUCACAGUGGAAACUACAGCUGUGAGGCCUUUAACAGCAAAACUCUGAGAUCUCAAAGAUCUCAGCCCUCAGCCAUCACUGUACUGGAGAAAAUAUCAGGUGCUUCUGUCAAACCACCAACAAACCUGCCAGUUGAGGGGAACUCAGUCAGCUUAACCUGUGAGGCUUCUGGCUCAGUCUUUACCAGAAACUGGAUGAAGGAUGGCUCAGAUUUGACCCUCGCUGACAACAUGACCCUUUCUGACAAUAACAGAGUGUUGACCUUUAACAUCGUGAAGAGAAAAGACAAAGGAGAAUAUUUCUGUGAUAUCAGCAACCCCAUCAGCAGUGAUAGAGCUAAAUAUGUCAUGGUUGUUAAUUAUGGACCAGAAAAUGUUCAAAUCGAAGGUCCAAAAAAGAUAAAUAUCAAAGGCACCUUAACUUUGACCUGCUCUGCUGACUCCACACCAUCUGUCAGAUUCACCUGGUUCUUUAAUGGGACAGAGAUAACCAGGAAUUCUGCUGAGUACAUUAAGGAAGAGGUUAAACUUUCUGACAGUGGCAACUACACCUGUCAAGCAUGGAAUAAUGUAACUGAUAGAACAUCUUCAUCGGUAGUGCAUGCACUGACUGUAACAGACAAGCCAUCACCAUGUGCUGCUGGUUGCAUCGCUGGAAUAGUAAUCGCGUGUUGUGUCAUCAUAGCUGCAGCUGUUGGUGGAGGGUACUACAUUUAUAAGAAAAAAUGA